AUGGAUUGCGAGCACGAUAGCCUGAAAGCUGGUUCGAAGACAGGCCUCAAAAGAAGGCGAUCAGAGUCUGUUCUUCAGCCAGCUUCCAGUAGCGACCUGAACAGAUGUGAUCGUCCGGCCAAAAGCCGUAGAGGAGAGCCCCCAAUCUGGGCUAAUACCAGACAGCAACUUGUGGAUGCCCUGGAUUGGUACCACAGCAUGCAAGGGGGUGCCGCGCUCUCUGACAAGAGAUGCACCGGCUUUCUUCUCGAUGGAGAUAAUGGCAGUCGCUCUGUGAUGACAGAUGAGGUCAUCAUCACUCGCGUUGGUGGCGGCAGCACCAAGGACAGCCAAGGGAAUCUCACCCUUCAAAGAGACCAGUCCCCCGAUGGAAACCUCGUCGCUGCGAUGAUGACAACCAUGCGGGAGCGUAGACCAGUGGGGGUGAUUAUUGGGUCUCGAAACAAGCUUUUGGAUAUCGAUAUCCCUCAUCGAUAUUGCGUACUCGACUGGUUCCUGAUCACGAACGUAUGGUCGGAAAAGUUUGGCAGUUACGCGGGGUACCGAUUCCGCCUUGAAAAGCUUGACUGGUCGAAAAAAGGCUGGUGGACCGCGCCAGAUGCCGAGCAGGUUUCACAGGCUAGCAUGCACGGAGAUUCUAAUCUGGGCCCAGCGGAACGCAUGUGUGCAGAGUGUGGCAAAUUCAGCCAACAGAUCUAUGCCAAGCCAGGCUGGAUGUGUCUUCAACCCUCCUGCUCUCAGUUUUGGAAGGUUGGGGGCAGCGAGCCUGCAGAAGAUGCACUCUUCGAAUAUCACCCUACCUUCCUCAACCAGCGGCUGUCGACACAACCGGGGAUUCCAGAUCCAGGACCCCUGGCACAGAUCUUCGACAAGAACCUGAGUUCCUCACAAGGCACUACGAGCCGCGAGGAAUGGAAGGGUAUUGUCUGCCCACAAUGCCACAAGUGCAUACAGAGGAUCACUUGGGACGCGUGGGAUUGCUCAAACGAUCCAGCCCGAGCACCCAGUGAGACCUGCCGCUAUAGGGCAGAAAGAAGGAUCCGGGCCGUUCCGCUGCUGUCCGUGACGGAAGGUGCCAAAGCCUUCCGCUCAAAUCAGCUGGCGUGUGCCAUCAAACCAGCUGUCGACAAUCUGACUUGCGCACCGUACGAGAUGCGCGUCUAUGAGGUUCCCGGGGGCGGCUGGGUCACCCACUUCGCAGCGAACCCGCAGAUCAACGAGUCCUCAAACGGGCCAAACUUCUUAUUUGACCGUUUGCAGGUGAUCAAUCUCGGUCUGAGGCGAUACCCCCUCACCAACAGCCAAGUGCCAGGGACCCUUACUUGCCACUUCGCUGUCAACUACGGCGUUCCUUACAAGUACGUCGUUUCGGUGGAUUCGAGGGGGUUCAGUGAGGCUCCUGCUGAGAUUCUCACUGCGUUGGGUCGCCUGUCCUGGGCGACCAAGAUCGCCGUGGGUCGGAGUGGUGGCGAGUACCAGCCGCCAAAUGAGUUGCUCGCGCUCGGAUAUCUCGAGCAGAUGAAGAUCGGAUUCCAUGACGACGGCGAAAAAGAUCUUGGACCGACAAUCGCCACCCUGUCCUUGGGGUCACGGUCCAGAAUGUUCGUCCGCAUGAAGGCCAAGUACCACUACGGCGUUGGCGACAAGGGCGUGCCCACCCGAGAUGAUCCCAUUCUCCCUGGGUCUCUCAAAGAGCAGGAACGGCGCGCCCUACGGCAGGAAUUUGAGGCUGGGAAACUGACCUUGCCUCAAUACCGCCAACAGCUGACGUCCUUGGUUGGCCGGAGUGGCAAGAAGGAGCCCCCCAAACUCCUGCAAAUGGAGCUCAAGCAUGGGGACCUCUUGGUCAUGCAUGGAGCCGAGCUGCAGAAGUACUUCGAGCACUCGGUGCAGCCCGAUCAUGGCCUGCGGUUCGCCCUGACAGCACGGUAUAUCGAGACCACUGACAAGACUGAUCUCGAGAAAGGCUCAUUCCGGCUGCAGGAGGACCAGGUCUAUGGUGGGCUUUGA
Penicillium diatomitis is the source of this 2010-nucleotide messenger RNA. RefSeq lists its product as uncharacterized. Lineage: Eukaryota; Fungi; Ascomycota; Eurotiomycetes; Eurotiales; Aspergillaceae. Gene Ontology annotation, biological process: DNA repair. The record is from RefSeq and is a predicted model, not a curated record. The coding region runs from base 1 to 2010 and encodes 669 amino acids. The transcript is spliced from 9 exons.